Piliocolobus tephrosceles (Ugandan red Colobus) is the source of this 5116-nucleotide messenger RNA. It is a transcript of the gene FAM180A, whose product is annotated as family with sequence similarity 180 member A. The transcript is spliced from 3 exons. NCBI's taxonomy places the organism in Eukaryota, Metazoa, Chordata, Mammalia, Primates, Cercopithecidae. The record is from RefSeq and is a predicted model, not a curated record. The coding region runs from base 234 to 755 and encodes 173 amino acids.
AGUCCCCCAAUCCCAGAGAGAGUCAAAUGAAGAGAGGUACUGACUCCUGUCCCACCCAGGACGCAGCCUUCAGCCUCCAGCCUUCUGAGGCAGAGUAGGCAUUUCUGCACGUCUGCAAAAGGAAGGGAGGGAAGCACUCCAUCAUCUCAUUGAGAAGAACAGCGCGGGCAUACCUGCAGCUACUGGGGUUCCAUUGGGCUUGAGGGUCGAUUUGUCACCUUUUGAAGGACGAGAUGCAUUGGAAGACGUUGCUGCUUCUGCUGUUGUAUUACAAUGCUCAGGCUUCUAUGUGCCACAGGUGGAGCAGGGCCGUGCUCUUCCCUGCUGCCCACCGGCCAAAGAGGUCCUCAUCACUGCCAUUGAACCCAGUCCUGCAGACCUCCCUGGAGGAGGUGGAGCUGCUCUUUGAGUUCCUGCUGGCCGAACUUGAGAUCAGCCCUGACCUGCAGAUCUCCAUCAAGGACGAGGAGCUGGCCUCCUUGCGGAAGGCCUCGGACUUCCGCACCGUCUGCAACAAUGUCAUCCCCAAGAACAUCCCAGACAUCCGCCGGCUCAGCGCCAGCCUCUCCAGCCACCCUGGCAUCCUCAAGAAAGAAGACUUUGAAAGGACAGUGCUGACCCUAGCCUAUGUGGCCUACCGCACAGCCCUGUCCCACGGCUAUCAGAAGGACAUCUGGGCGCAGUCCCUCGUUAGCCUCUUCCAGGCCCUGAGGCAUGAUUUGAUGCGCUCCUCACAGCCGGGAGUACCUCCCUGAGAGACUGGCCCACACCAGGACCUCGGAGCAGGGACCAGCACAGUAAUCCAGAAAGUCUUCAUUCUCUACUCCAUUUACAGAGACCAGCAACAAAACACGUACCGCUGACACACAGCAGCAGAGAUCAAACAGAGUAACCCCGAUGCUCUUUUCUCCUUGUAGUUUCCUGGAAGACACAUCUGAUUCAUGCCAUCAUGUGACCUGGAAGGGCUGGAGUGGUAAUUCAAGAUGCCUCCAUGGGCAGAGUGGGUUGCCUGUGGCAGGCAGAAGUCCGAUAUGCUUCAAUCCAGAGCACCCGCCACACACACUCAAGAGUGAGGACAGGCCGGGCACAGCAGCUCAUGCCUGUAAUCCCAGCACUUCGGGAGGCUGAGAUGGGAGGAUUAUUUGAGGACACGAGUUCAAGACCAAUCUGGGCAACACAGUGAAAACCCAUCUCUACUAAAAUCACAAAAAUCAGCCGGACACGGUGGCGCAUGCCUGUAAUCCUGGCUACUCAGGAGGCUGAGGCAGGAGAAUCAUUCGAACCCAGGAGGUAGAGGUUGCAGUGAGCUGAGAUCGUGCCACUGCACUCCAGCCUGGGGAACAAAGUGAGACUCUGUCUCAAGAAAAAAAAAAAAAAAUUAAAAAAAGAGUGAGGAAUGAGCUAAAGGAGACAUCAUGGCAGGAGGAUGGGGGACAGAUUCCUUCGGUCCUAAGGGACUAGGGUGCUGGGAUGAAUGAACAUUUUUCCAGAGGUUCUAUGGUAAAUAUAAAGAAACUAGAGCUAUACCCAAAUAAAUAUAUUAUUUGCCAAGGAUAUACUUCUUGACUUUUCCAAAAGCUGCCAAGAAGAAUCCAUUAGAAAAUCAAUAAUUUUAUGACCUUUAUGUCUGAACUCUUCUUUUUUGAAAGCUGGCUUAACACAGAAGAGAAACAGGAAGGGGCCCACAGCCCAUUCCAGCCAUACCUUGUCUUUGAAUAGAAAAACCAAGCUAAUGCAGAAAGAGUCUCCCAACGAACAAGGUGGCAGGAAGGCCUGUACCUGUCUGUCUUCAUGUGAAAAUAAUUUAGCAUCAUCAGAGCACUAAAUGCUCCAAAUAAAAAUGAUUUUCAGAUGACAGAAUUCUACCCUUUCAAAUGCCAAAACUUUCCUUUCAGAGAUAUUGACUCGAUAUCUAUUUAAACUAUACAUACAUAUCACCUUAAGCUUUUGUUUAGUGUAAGAUCAUCAUUUAAACAUUCUUGUGUGUGCGUGCGUGUGUGUGUGUGUGUGUGAUAUGAGAGAGAUGGAGUCUCGCUCUGUCGUCCUGGCUGGAGUGCAGUGUCACUAUCUCGGCUCACUGCAACAUCUGCCUCCUGGGUUCAAGUGAUUCUUCUGCCUCAGCCUCCCGAGUAGCUGGGACUAUAGGCGUGCACCACCACACCUGGCUAAUUUUUGUAUUUUUAGUAGAGACGGUUUUUUGCCACGUUGGCCAGGCUAGUCUCGAACUUCUGGCCUCAAGUGAUCCACCUGCCUCGGGCUCCCAAAGUGUUGGGAUUAUAGGCGCAAGCCAUUGCACCCGGCCAUAUCAUCAUUUAAAUAUUCUAAUGAAGGAGUUGGAUAAGAUAAUCUCUAAGACUCCUACCUAUGAAGUUUCUACAAUCGUUUAACUGUGAGAUGCUAUAAGGAGAGCACCUGGACCUAAGAAGUCUGCUCAACUGUUCGUACCGACGCUGAGAGGUCCCAGACUCCUCAUUCUGUGUUCAGUUCUGAGUUUUUCUGCUGUCUCCCUCACUGUCAGACUAUUACAGCAUGUUUUUCUUUGUUGCCAAUACAACUUGCCCUUCACAGUCUGUUCUUUCUUAGCUGGCCAUCGCCUACAAACUAAGCUAGCCAGGCUUGUUAUAAUUCUAUGUGAAAUAAGAGUUCAUAGAUGAAGGCCUCUGCUAGGGGUCGAGUGUCUGGGUCCUAAUAAGGAUUCCUCAUUAGCUCAGAGAUCUUUCUGGCUUCUCCUAAGUUUACAGCUGUGUUCUGCAAGCUAAAGCUGCAAUAAGUCUGAUCUUUGAAUGAGUGAGGAUUUAUUGGGCUAAAUUUGAUUCUGAAAUGGGUAUUUAACAAUUGUCAUUUGAUAAUGAUGAGGUCUGGACUCCUUCAAAAUCUUUGAGCAAAUAAGCUUUGCCUAGCAGUGCUACCUGCAUGAUCUUUUUGGAGAAAUACCGGGAUGCAGGAAGAAGGUAUUCAUCAUCAGAGAAAAACACAGUGUUGCAUCCUAAUAUUCUCAGGCUCAGAAGAUUCGUAAGUCUCAGUCUCUCUUUCUCAUUCCUUGACCAUGCUGCUCUUUUACCUCCUCCAAAUGCAGAUUCUGAUAUUUGCUUUUUUUGUUCAAUCUUUCUCUUUCUAAAUGUACAUGUUCUCUCUGACACGGUCACUCUGCUUGUCUCUUUCUUUCUUUGUUUUAUUUUAGUUGGUAUCUCUGCUGCUCUAUAUUUGGGCCCAGUUCCAUGUAUCUUUGUGUCUGUUUUUUGAUGCAUCUCCAAGACUCUUCUGCUUGACUUUUGCUCUAUCUCUGCUGACCCACACUCUAACACUCACUGUCUAUCAGUCUUCUCUGGGUAUCAUUGUUUAAACAAAGCAAAAGUCAGUGUACAAACAGUGUUGGGAUCGCCCAGAGGCAGAUAAACAUGGUAGCCUACCUUCACUGUUUGUCCUUUUCCUCGAUGUCAGGUGGGGAGUGGAUGAGCAAUGGCCUCAGUCCCUAGACACUGUGCAAGACCCUGAUAGUCAGUGUCCCGCCCUGAGGCUCCACUCCCUUGACAAUGGAUCUGAAAACUUUCUUGUACUCAGAAUCAUCAGACAGAAAGGCCCACCCUUGUAGUCCCUGACCACCAUGUUAUGUAGAUGGCUGCUCCCAGUAGUUAAGAAAUUCAUGAAUGGGAGGAUGGUUCCCAGGAACAUUCACCCAGCAACAAAAAAAUUAAACACAAAUUGGGGCCUGAAUUUCUGUGGCAAUCAAUGACUGAAAAAAAAUAGAAAAAAGAAGGACAUGACCUUUUUAAAGACAGAUGAAGACUCAUUUUCAGUAACUAGAAUCCUAAAAACUAUUUUAAUCUGAAUGCAGAUAAUUGUUUACCCACAGUUUUGUAACAAUGACUUCAUUGACAUGCAGAAUCGAAUACUAUGAUCACCACCAGCAGCCAGAAAACCCUAUUCUUUGCCCAAGGAACAGUAGAAAUGUAGACUAGACAGACAAACAGGAUCUCCUAUUUUGCCUCAUUAGUGCCACACUCUACACAACUAUAGUCAUGAAGGGGUCACAUUUGGUUAUAAUUACUAUUAGAAUAAUAUGGGAGUGUGAUGUUUAUAGUGGAAACUUGCCCAUGACUUAUGUAACCAUUUCUGCUGACAAAUUUUAGGAUCUAAAACCUUUGUGGGUUUUUUUGUUUUGUUUUUGUUUGUUUUUUGAGACAGUCUCUCUCUGUCCCCAGGCUAGAGUGCAGUGGCACCUCUGCCUACAGGGUUCAAGCGAUUCUCCCACCUCAACCUCCCAAGUAGCUAGGACCAUAGGUGUACAUCACCAUGCCCUGCUAAUUUUUUUGUAUUUUUAGCAGAGAUGGGGUUUCACCAUGUUGGCCAGGCUGGUCUCAAACUCCUGACCUCAAGUGGUCUGCCUGCCUCGGCCUCCCAAAGUGCUGGGAUUACAGGCGUAAGCCAUCGCGCCCGGCCCACGAUCUAAAAACUUUCUACGUUUCCUCCAUCGUUGGCAUCCUCACAGCUAUCUCCAGUGUCACUCAAGAGACAUCAACAAACAUUUAACUGCUGAAACCUUCAUUGCUCUGUCACCUCACCUUGAUUCUAACAAAUCAAAGUAUUUCUGCAGGUCCAACAGUCUAAAAUUAAAUGCUUAUUAAAUUACUUUGUACAACACCCCUUACUUUCCUAAUCCAUUUCAAUAUCUUAUUUUUUUUUUAUUGUGGUAAAAAACAUAUCACGUAAAAUUUACCAUCUUAACCAUUUUUAAGUCUAUAGUAUGGCAGUGUUAACUCCAUGCAUGCUGCUGUGCGACAGACCCCCAGAACUUUCUCAUCUUGUAAUUCUGAAGCUCUAUACGCAUUGAACAACUCCCCUUUCCCCCUUCCCCCUGCCUGGCCCAGCUCUUGGCGCCAUUAUUCUGCUUUCUGAUUUUGAGAGUCUGACUACUUAAGAUACCUCAUACAAGUGGGAUCUAGCUUACAUUUCUUGAGCAUUGUAUUCUGGAAAAGUGUUUCCUUCCUCUGAAAAAUGGGUAGAGUUCUGAAGGAGAACUACUGGUGUUAUUGUAUCACUUGCUGUACCUAUUUUUAUUUAACAAAUAUUCGUCUAUGGUAUAAUAAAAAUGUCAUGAUUGAGUUGCUCACUGGAA